Messenger RNA from Hydra vulgaris (swiftwater hydra), 668 nucleotides. RefSeq lists its product as uncharacterized. The record is from RefSeq and is a predicted model, not a curated record. Lineage: Eukaryota; Metazoa; Cnidaria; Hydrozoa; Anthoathecata; Hydridae. Gene Ontology annotation, biological process: ganglioside catabolic process; lipid transport. Gene Ontology annotation, molecular function: lipid carrier activity; enzyme activator activity. Gene Ontology annotation, cellular component: cytoplasmic side of plasma membrane.
UACCCAAAUAUAUAAACUUGUUAAACAUUUUAAAUAAGAUUGCAAACUGUAAAUAUUUUACAUAACUUAAAAUGAAAAAUGGUUACCAAAAAUGUCUUACAUAUUUUAUUCAUCAUUAAUUCAGCAACGAUUAUUUGUCAAGCGAAUUUUGAAUUCAAUAAUUGUGAUUUAACGGCACCACUACAAAUAUUUAUAACCAAACUUUCAAAUCCGUUACCUCUAAAAAAUAAUGCGCUAAUUUAUUUCUCCGGUAACUUAACGUUAAAAAGUAAACUACCCAAAGGCAUUUUCGUAAAGUUCAGUUUGGCUAGAAAAGUAUUAGAAUCUUGGUUGAGGUUGCCGUGCGUAGGAUGCGACUUUGGAGUGGACUGCGAUAAAUUACCAGAGUUAUGUUUUUUUCGUAACACAUGUGAAAACUGUACAAUAGGGGUGGAAAACUUGAAAUUUCAACUACCCUCUGACAUUGAGGAACAAAUUCUCGUUUAUAUACCCAACUUUGUCUUAAACGGUGACUUUUGGGCAAGAGUGCAAAUUGUCGAUCCAGAAAAAGACGAGAAAGACAAGGAUAAAGUCUUGAGUUGCUUCGAAAUAUACGUCACAAUUAAAGUUUGAUUUAUAAAUCAUUCUAACAAAGAAUAUUCGAAUAAAGUUCUUUUGAUUAAAAAAUU